AUGUCUUGUACAAAAGAUUUUUUCCGGCUAAGCAUAAUACUUUUUGGCCUAACUUUCAUUAAAGCAGAAGAUCACAUCGUCAGUUCAACAUCAGUAAAUGAUGGCUUAAAAGGUAACUGUUCCUGCGGGGGUUUCCCUACUUCUACGCCUGACGUGAAUAGUGAGCCAUUGCUGUCUCAAUCGCCAGGACUGGUGGUAAACUGUGACGAUGAAGGGGCGACCACUUGCAAGAAUCUUUGUCUUGCUCUUGCUACUGCAACAAAGGCUAAAGGGCCUGAGAUUUUGUGUGCCAGACUUAAAGAUGCCAAAGAACUCAAGUUAUCAGCAUUUUACAAAUUAUGCAGUAAGCCAUGGUCGUACGCGGAUAUGACAGCUGAUGAACCACUAUGUUGCGAAGACUCGAAAGUCGCAAUUUGCCCUUCCACUGAAAGUUCUGGCACUAAUGCUAAAGCGGCGGCAGUU
Messenger RNA from Brenthis ino (lesser marbled fritillary), 462 nucleotides. The record is from the annotation of a GenBank genome assembly. Lineage: Eukaryota; Metazoa; Arthropoda; Insecta; Lepidoptera; Nymphalidae.